GCGAGCACCCCGCUCGAAUUCACUCCAGAUCUUGGGCUCUUUCCGAGGCAUGAAGGUGUACACUAAGACAGGUGACAAUGGUACGUCCCAGCUCUUCUCGGGUGAGCGACGCCCCAAGAAUGACGCUGUAUUUCAGGCGUUGGGAGAUAUGGACGAGCUCAAUGCUCAAAUUGGCGUGGCCGUGGAGCAGGCGCGCGUAGCUGCCAACGCAUUCCUGCCGCCCAAGUUAGAGCAAAUCCAGAGCCGCCUCUUCGACCUCGGUGCCUGUGUGGCCACGCCACUGACCUCGGCAUCCGAAACCAAACAGCGCCGCACUGGUGCAUUCAACGACGCCAAUGUGACGCAGCUGGAGCACUGGAUCGACGAGAUGGACACGAAAUUGCCAUUAAUCAAGUGCUUCAUUCUUCCGUCCGGGGGCGGACUCGCCUCGACGCACCUCCAUGUGGCUCGAGCCGUUUGCCGCAGAGCUGAGCGUAGCGUCGUGCCUCUCGUUGGGGCGGGUGACGUGGACGGCGUCGUGCAGAGAUAUCUGAACCGUUUGAGCGAUUUUCUGUUCGUAUCUGCGCGCUUCGCAGCCGUCAAAGAGGGCAAGGAAGAAACUAAGUGGGUUAAUCAAAACAUUAAGCCCGAUAAGAAGGACGACAACAAGUAAAAAAAAAUUAGGUGCAGUUCAGUCUGCUAAACUCAAAAGUAGAUCCGCUCAU
Messenger RNA from Phytophthora infestans T30-4, 704 nucleotides. RefSeq names its product cobalamin adenosyltransferase, putative. NCBI's taxonomy places the organism in Eukaryota, Oomycota, Peronosporomycetes, Peronosporales, Peronosporaceae. The record is from RefSeq and is a predicted model, not a curated record. Gene Ontology annotation, molecular function: corrinoid adenosyltransferase activity. The transcript has a single exon. The coding region runs from base 50 to 652 and encodes 200 amino acids.